Messenger RNA from Anopheles nili, 1220 nucleotides. RefSeq lists its product as uncharacterized. The record is from RefSeq and is a predicted model, not a curated record. The transcript is spliced from 2 exons. Bases 364 to 1020 code for a protein of 218 amino acids. NCBI's taxonomy places the organism in Eukaryota, Metazoa, Arthropoda, Insecta, Diptera, Culicidae.
UUGGGCAAGUCGCGAAUGGAGGGUUUCCAAACUUCUUCCGAAGCCUCACAAAACGAUGAGUCAUCGCGCAUAGCAUAGAGAGACGGCUUGGGCAUAAUUACACAUUGAAGAUUGAAACCGACAAAGUAGGCGAGCUACCGCUGUUUGACGUGACGUCUGCCACCGCUGGGCGCUGGUGAGCUCGCCUACUGGGACUAUAAAUUACUCACAAGCACCUCCGACGGUUAAGUAAGAACGUUGCACAUCGGGAAAAGCGAUCCGUUUGUUUCUGUGGUAUUUGCGUGUUUUGUUGGUCGAGUUUUGUUGCCCAUCGGGGUGGUUAAGUGAACGCAACGAGCUUUCCAGACAGUGAGUUGUAGCGUCAUGCCUGAAAUUUCCGCUGGAACCAGCGCCGAGCGCGAACGCACGCACCAACUGGAAAAGCAGGCGUUUCUUGGAAUGAAAUUCGCCGAAACCAUUUCGUGCCUGAUUUGCGCGGCGCUGCACAUCCAGGGCUUUCUGCACCAUCCGGAACCGUUUCCCCACGAGAUGCUGUUCUGCGGUCUGUUCGCCAGCUACUUUCUGAUCUCGUUCUACUCGUUUCUGUUCCUGCUCAAGGGCUGCAGUCAGGUGAACUACACCGUCGAGGCGGUGGUGGCCGGUGGUGCCUUCCUGCUGUUCGUCGUGUCCGCGUUCGUUUCGAUGUACCACGCGGAAAAGGACAUCCAUCUUCAGUACCUGACGGACGAGGAGGAAUGGUACCACCAAUUUUUUAUCUACUGCCGAAUGCAGAGCCUGAGCGCAACAAUUACGGCGCAAGUGUUUCUGGUCCACUGCUCGCUGGCACUCGAACUGGCCGGGUUUCUGGACCGAUGGUUUGGUGGGCUCGCCGGGCGCCCAUUGGGCACGGGAACGGAUCCGGAAGCAAGCGAACGGUUGCAAAUCAACCCAUUCUGGAUGCCUGCGUUGAUUGCGAUACGAAAACGGUUUUCGUGCAACUGCGAACGAAACGAAGCAGGUGUAUUACAGCGCUCUUUGUAGUCUCAAGCGGUUGUGAAAUUAAAUGUUUGCCUGUUUGGUGCUCGGGAAACGAGACGAAAAAACACAAUCCGCAAUGCUAAAUGCGUGCGGUUCCGCUUGUUCGUGGAGGUUUGAGCACCGCAUCAUCUGCUACAAACAUCGGGGCACAUUCGUUAACAUUCCAACAGCAAUAAAACAUCGUACUUGAAGGUGCCGAAAAG